Molecule: messenger RNA, 4913 nt
Organism: Miniopterus natalensis
Lineage: Eukaryota; Metazoa; Chordata; Mammalia; Chiroptera; Miniopteridae
Source: RefSeq, a predicted model, not a curated record
ACUGAGCAGUAAUACAAUGCUACUUAACAAGGUCAGCUCCUAAACUGGCUUUGGCUUGUUUUCCAAUUUAUAAUAUGUUCCUUAAGAGCAGAGUUUUCAUCCUCCAUUUCUUUUGUAACUCUGCUGCCAAGUUCAAGACUUGGUAUACAGAGGGGGGUCUGUAGAAGCCUCAGCCCGAUGGGCUGACUGUAGUACUGAAGCAUUGUGGUACCAAGAAGGUCCACUUUCCAUUGAUCUAAUUUUUUUUCUUUUCUUUUUUCAUUUUCAGAUUUGUGCAGAGUUUCUCCAUCUUUUCUUCUGAACUGCCUGUCAGGAUGUUUUUCUCUGGCGGGCAGUGUGGCCAUGUUGGCAGACCUGAAGAACUUUUACUGAUGUUCAAGAUAUUUCUUGUCAUUUGUGUUCAUGUUGUUCUGGUUACAUCCCUGGAAGAGAAUGCUGGUAAUUCCAGUUUGUUACCACCAUCUGCUGACUCUCUUAUUGGUUUUGUACCCUACUCCAAUGAGGUUGAAACUACAAGCCUAAAUGUUGCUACUUCAACAGUGUUAUCUACUUUAAACAAGACAGAAAAAACUAAAAUCACUAUAGUAAAAACCUUCAAUGCAUCAGGAGUCAAACCCCAGAGAAAUAUCUGCAAUUUGUCAUCUAUUUGCAAUGACUCAGAAUUUUUUAGAGGCGAGAUAAUAUUUCAAUAUGAUGAAGAAAACAAUGUUACUGAGAAUCAAAAUAUGCCUAAUGGCACCUUGACUGGAGUCCUGUCUCUAAGUGAAUUGAAACGAACAGAGCUCAACAAAACCCUGCAAGCCCUAAGUGAGACUUAUUUUAUAGUGUGUGCCACAGCAGAAGCUCAAAGUACAUUAAAUUGUACAUUCACAAUAAAACUGAAUAAGACAAAGAACAUAUGUGCUGUAAUGGUGGCUUUGAAAGGAGUUAAGAUUCAUCCAAUGGAACAGUGCUGCUGUUCUGUCAGAAUACCCUGCCCUUCCUCCCCAGAAGAAUUAGAGAAGCUGCAGUGUGACUUGCAGGAUCCAAUUAUGUGUAUUGCUGGUGGUUAUCCACAUGACCCACCAGUUUCUUCUUCCGGCAAUUCCAUCCCAGUUGCUCCUCAGGCCACAGUUCUUUCCCGGGUCUCCAGUGCCUUCUCUUUAGCUGAGCCUCUAGACCAUCCAUCUGUGGUCACCCAGAGCCCAAAAGGGGUGAUUCACCUUCCUACUCUCCAGACUUCAGCUCCCAUAGCUUCUAGCCCAACCAUUGAUAUGCGCCCCCAAUCUGGAACUAUUUCUCCAACUAGUCCCCAAAUUGAUCUUUCCUCCACUCUGCCACCUGUGAAAUCCUCACUUCCUUCUCCCACCACAUCUGCCCCUGUGAAUGUCAUCACGACCAGCACACCUCCUGACAAGACAGAAGUUGUUCCCACCAGUAGCAUGACCAUUUCUGAUCUUGAACACCAAGUGUCUCAGAUGGAGAAAACUCUGUCCUUAGGCAGCUUGGAGCCUAACCUCGCAGGAGAAAUGAUAAAUCAAGUCAGCAAACUCCUCCAUUCCCCACCCGCCUUGUUGGCUCCUCUGGCACAAAGAUUGCUAAAAGUAGUGGAUGACAUUGGCUUACAGCUGAAUUUUUCAACCAAGACCAUAAGUCUAACCUCCCCUUCUUUGGCUUUGGCUGUGAUCAGAGUGAAUUCCAGUAAUUUCAACACAACUACCUUUGCUGCUCAAGACCCUGCAAAUCUUCAGGUUUCUCUGGAAACUGAGGCUCCUGAGAAUAGUAUUGGCAUUAUUUCUCUGCCCUCAUCGCUGAUGAGUAAUUUACCGGCUAAUGAUGUAGAGCUAGCUUCCAGGGUUCAGUUCAACUUUUUUGAAACACCUGCCCUGUUUCAGGACCCUUCCCUGGAGAACCUCUCCCUGAUCAGUUACGUCAUAUCAUCGAGUGUCGCGAACCUGACUGUCAAGAACUUGACAAGAAAUGUGACGGUUACAUUAAAGCACAUCGACCAAAGCCAGGAUGACUUAACAGUAAGAUGCGUAUUUUGGGACUUGGGCAGAAACGGUGGCAGAGGAGGCUGGUCAUCCAAUGGCUGCUCUGUCAAAGACAGGAGACUGAAUGAAACCAUCUGUACCUGCAGCCACCUCACAAGCUUCGGUGUCCUACUGGACCUAACACGAACAUCCUUGCCAGCGGCUCAAAUGAUGGCUCUGACGUUUAUCACAUAUAUUGGUUGUGGGAUUUCAUCAAUUUUUCUGUCAGUUACUCUUAUAACCUACAUAGCCUUUGAAAAGAUCCGGAGGGAUUACCCUUCUAAAAUUCUCAUCCAGCUUUGUGCAGCUCUGCUACUUCUGAAUCUGGUUUUCCUCUUAGACUCAUGGGUUGCUCUGUAUGACACCCGAGGCCUCUGCAUCUCAGCAGCUGUAUUUUUGCAUUAUUUUCUCUUGGUCUCAUUUACGUGGAUGGGCCUAGAAGCAUUCCAUAUGUAUCUGGCCCUUGUCAAAGUGUUUAAUACUUACAUCCGAAAAUACAUCCUUAAAUUCUGCAUCAUCGGUUGGGGAGUACCAGCCGUGGUUGUGACCAUUGUCCUGACUAUAUCCCCAGAUAACUACGGGCUUGGAUCCUAUGGAAAAUUCCCUAGUGGCUCGUCCGAUGACUUUUGCUGGAUCAACAGCAAUGUUGUAUUCUAUAUUACAGUUGUGGGAUAUUUCUGUGUAAUAUUUUUGCUGAACAUCAGCAUGUUCAUUGUGGUCCUGAUCCAGCUCUGUCGAAUUAAAAAGAAGAAGCAACUGGGAGCCCAGCGAAAAACCAGUAUUCAAGACCUCCGGAGCGUUGCUGGCCUUACAUUUUUACUGGGAAUUACUUGGGGCUUUGCCUUCUUUGCCUGGGGACCAGUUAACAUCACCUUCAUGUAUCUCUUUGCCAUCUUUAAUACCUUACAAGGAUUUUUCAUAUUCAUCUUUUACUGCGUAGCAAAAGAGAAUGUCAGAAAACAAUGGAGGCGGUAUCUUUGUUGUGGGAAGUUCCGGCUGGCUGAAAAUUCUGACUGGAGUAAAACUGCUACUAAUGGUUUAAAGAAGCAGACUGUAAACCAAGGAGUGUCCAGCUCUUCAAAUUCCCUACAGUCAAACAGUAACUCCACCCACUCCACCACGCUGCUAGUGAAUAAUGAUUGCUCAGGACUCAUGAGCGGAAAUGGGAAUGCUUCUACAGAGAAGAAUGGUGUUUCUUUCAGUGUUCAGAAUGGAGAUGUGUGCCUUCAUGAUUUCACUGGCAAACAGCACAUGUUUAAUGAGAAAGAAGAUACCUGUAAUGGUAAAAGUCGCAUCGCUCUCAGAAGGACUUCAAAGCGGGGAAGUUUACACUUCAUUGAACAAAUGUGAUUCCUUUCUCUGAAAUCAAAGCAUGAUGCUUGACAGUGUGAAAAUGUCCAUUUUUACCUUUUCCACAAUGUGAGAUGUAUGAAAAUCAACUAAUUUUAUACUCAGCAACCUCUGGAGGAGCAUAAGCUAAUUGAGGGCAGUGGUUACUAUCCGAAGAGGAUGCCAAGACAUUUGGAGACAUUUGCAACUUGGUUUCUUAUUCUUCAUUUGAAAAGAAGAUUGGUUUUAAGCAACACACUAAAUAAGAUUCGUUUAAAGAAAAUAAAAGUAGUUCAUUUCCAGCCACAUUUUAAAGAGGUUAUAUUAUCUUUGAUAACAUCAUAUAAAGCAACUGUUGACUUCAGCCUGUUGGUGAGUUUAGUUGUGCAUUCCUUUGUUGUAAGUAAGCUAAAUUCUAGUGACCCACACAUCAGCAAUCUUACUUCUACAUUUUUUUUGUAUUUAUUUUCUAGUGUGUAAAUUUAUUUCUUUGUAGAAUCGUGGUUGUGUUGUUGUGUCUAAUGUGAUAAUUCAAAAAAAUCCUUGCUGGUUCAGUGAGUUCUAAAACUCUUUUUGGAGAUUAUAUGGGAUGUGAAAUAUAGAAACUUCAUUCAAGUCAAGAAAUAAUGAUGCCAGCCAGAAUGGAAAAAUGUAAGCAGACAGUGCCACAAUCAACUCAUACAAUGCCUUUGAGUGAGUUAGAAAAAGGUGUCUCCAAUAGAUAGACACAGCCCCAUGGGCUCAUGGCUUGGAAAACAGAGUGGGGUCCAUCUUUUAGCCCCACUCACCCUCUAGGGUGCGCCCUUGUACAGGAUGUGAACUGUAUACACCUGGAAACAUGGCAUCUCAUACCCAUCUCCCGAUCUGAUCCCUAAUCAUUAAAUUAUGGAAUCUGCACCAAGAUGUUUACCUUAAUACCGUGGCCACAGAGAGGGAUAGAAGUGUAAUCUAGACCAUAUGUCAGGAAAAUUGUGAAUGUGGAGGAGAUACAUUACACUGCCUCUUCUCAGAUCCCUAGAGCCUUUCAGAAAAGGGGAGUAGCACAGGGAUUACUUUUUAAAAGAGAUGUAUAUAAAGGAAAAAAAUCAUAUUGUUGUUCUUUAAAAGGCCAUUGCACGGUACUUUGUUGAUUGUUAUGACUGGUACACUCUGGCACAGCCAGAGCUAUAGCUAUUUUCUAAAAGAGCUCUUAGUCUUAAAGAGUGUAUAGGGACAAGGGGGAACAGCUACCGGGAAUGGUAAACUAUCCUGCAGUGCUAUUAUUUCCAUAUGUAUGAAAUCCUGAUUGCUCCUAGUUAUAGAGGGUCUAUCUUGCUUCCCAUCUACAGCCGUGUGAGCAGUGCCUCACAUGUGUCCUUAUUAGGAACAUUUCAAAACCCUUUAGUUAGGUCUUUCACUACCAUUCCCUCGCAUAUAUUUCAAGUGAAUGUAUCCCAGACUAACCAUAGUGAUAAUGUAAUAUACUUCUCUGAGUGCUGAUUUGCCUUUGCAAUAUUUCUUCUCCAAUUUAUUUAAUUGUCUUGUAUUUAUAUGUUAAAAUCAACAGAAAAACAUUAAAAUCGACAAAAUAAA